Molecule: messenger RNA, 2428 nt
Organism: Doryrhamphus excisus (bluestripe pipefish)
Lineage: Eukaryota; Metazoa; Chordata; Actinopteri; Syngnathiformes; Syngnathidae
Product: LITAF domain-containing protein-like
Cellular component (GO): cytoplasmic side of late endosome membrane; nucleus; cytoplasmic side of lysosomal membrane
Molecular function (GO): zinc ion binding
Source: RefSeq, a predicted model, not a curated record
AGUCGUUCACUGAUGCUGCUUCUUCUUCUGGGCUCGUCUAUGUCCUGAAGUGCUCAUUUCCUGUUUCUCUUUCUCUUUUUUUGAGGUGAAAAACGAUUGAAUUUGUCCCGCUAACUCCCUCAGAGGCACGCCUGUCCCGUAAAGAAGAAGAGAAGAUGGAAAAAGGAUACCCGGGUCAUGAGUCAGCACCACCCUACCCUGGCCCACCCAUGAACCCCGGCGGUGCACCACCCCAACCUGGGUUUUACCCGCCCCCUAAUGCAGGAGCCCCAAAUUUGGGAUACCAAGGAGGUCCGGCUACCACAGUGACUCACGUGGUGGUGACUCCCCACCUGCACGACGCCCCCGGACAAGGCCUGUGCCCCCGCUGUCAGCAGACGGUGCUCACCCAGGUGGAACGCAAAGCCGGCCUGAUGACAUGGCUCAUCUGCGGAGGCCUCGCCAUUUUCGGGUGUUUCCUCUGCUGCUGCAUACCGUUCUGUGUGGACUCCUGCCAGGAUGUGGAGCACCGCUGUCCAAACUGCCACAACGUCAUCUACGUCUACAAGCGACUAUAAAACAUAUUUUCAUUCACAGCGCACUGCUUAUACGGUAUAAAAGAAAUGUUUGCGAUGCUAAGAUGUUCCAUCCAAUGGGAUGUUUGGAUGGCAGGAAAUCAGUCAGUGAUGGGAAUUCGGUGCAUUUGUUUGUAUUGUCUAUCAGGAUUCUAGCAAUGCAAACAUUGCUUUUGCAAAUAUGUAUUCUACUCUAUAUGUUGCAUUAUGAAGGAAAUCAGUGUUUAUUGCAGAGGCAUCCAAAAUGUUACAUUUACACGUUCUAAGAGUAUUUAGUAAAUUGUCAAAAUAUUUUUUUGAAAUAUUUUGAGAAAUAAGUCAGAAUUUUAGUAGCAUAUCGUAAUUGACUGGAAAAAAAACAGAGAAAAAUGUCAAAAUAUUACGAGAAAAACAUGAAUAAACUUGUAAUAUUAAAACAUUGAUUUUUUUAAAUCAAUAUGAAUAAAUGAAUAAUUUUGUAAAAAAAAUUGAAAAUUUUGGUUGAAAAAAAAAAGAUCUAAUAUUCCAAGAAUAAAAUCAAACUAUUAUAGCAAUCAAGUCGUGAGUACAAGAAGCAAAUUACAAGAAGAAAGUUGAAAUAGUUGGGAAAAAAAAUUAAAAAGUUGGACUUUUACUACAAUAAAAGUAGGAAAAAUAAUGUAAUUUUAGUAGCAUAGAGUAAUGACUGAAAAAAAACAGCUGUAAGAGAAAAAUGUCAAAACAUUAUGAGAAAAACAUGAAUAAACUUGUAAUAUUAAAACAUUGAUUUUUUUAAAAUCAAUAUGAAUAAUUUUGUAAAAAUUUUAGAAAAUUUUGGUUGAAAAAAAAGAUCUAAUAUUCCAAGAAUAAAAUCAAACUAUUAUAGCAAUCAAGUCAUGAGUACGAGAAGCAAAUUACAAGAAGAAAGUUUAAAUAGUUGGGAAAAAAAAAUUAAAAAGUUGGACUUUUACUACAAUAAAAGUAGGAAAAAUAAUGUAACUUUAGUAGCAUAGAGUAAUGACUGAAAAAAAAACAGCUGUACGAGAAAAAUGUCAAAACAUUAUGAGAAAAACAUGAAUAAACUUGUCAUAUUAAACAUAGAUUUUUUUAAUCAAUAUGAAUAAUUUUGUAAUUUUUGAAAUUUUUGGUUGGAAAAAAAAGAUCUAAUAUUCCAAGAAUAAAAUCAAACUAUUAUAGCAAUCAAGUUGUGAGUACGAGAAGCAAAUUACAAGAAGAAAGUUGAAAUAGUUGGAAAAAACUUUUAAAAAGUUGGAAUUUUACUUCAAUAAAAGUAGGAAAAAUAAUGUAAUUUUAGUAGCAUAGAGUUGAAGUAUUUUUUAAAAUUAAAUGGGCAACAUAAGAAACAAAAUAAAGUUGGAUUUUUUUUAAUUGGAAGUCAUAUUAUAAAAAGAACAUUUUUAAGAAGUAAAUUAAAAUAUUUGUAGAAAAAUAACUUCCAAAAAUGGGAAAAAUAUGACCAACUUUAAGAAGAAAAUUGGAACAAAAAAAAGUUGGACUUUUACUACAGUAAAAGUAGAAAAAAUAAUGUAAUUUUAGUAGCAUAGAGUUGAAGUAUUUUUAAAUAUUAAAUGAGCAACAUGAGAAACAAAAUAAAGUUGGAUUUUUUUAAUUGGAAGUCAUAUUAUGAAAAGAACAUUUUUAAGAAGUAAAUUAAAAUAUUUGUAGAAAAAAAACUUCCAAAAAUGCAACAAAAGAAGACCAAAUAUCUAAGUUGACGCUAAUAAUUGGCUUUUUCAUUCAUACCAUCACAAAUCUGAAAUGUGUUGGGUUACAAAACACAAGCGGCCAUGCAUGCAUCCUUUCCAGUAGAGAAUACUAAAUGCUAAAUCAAGUGUCAAGAAAAUGUGGGAAAAUUUGCUUUUUUGUGGCUUUUCAUACAAUAAAAACUCUCUCUA